Messenger RNA from Cryphonectria parasitica EP155, 510 nucleotides. RefSeq names its product SET domain-containing protein. Gene Ontology annotation, biological process: regulation of DNA-templated transcription. Gene Ontology annotation, molecular function: protein binding; histone H3K36 methyltransferase activity. The coding region runs from base 1 to 510 and encodes 169 amino acids. The transcript is spliced from 2 exons. Gene Ontology annotation, cellular component: nucleus; chromatin. Lineage: Eukaryota; Fungi; Ascomycota; Sordariomycetes; Diaporthales; Cryphonectriaceae. The record is from RefSeq and is a predicted model, not a curated record.
AUGGCGUCGGCGCGGUACAACAAGAGGCAGCCACCAAAGCGCAAGCUCACCGUCUUCAAAACCUACACGCGUCGCGGACGCGGCCUACGCACCGACGAGGAUCUACCGCAAGAUAUCUUCGUUGGGGAGAUCAAGGGCGUGGUGCGCGACAUGCGGGAUUCGGACGGGGACUGGAGCAGCUCGCAUUUCCGCAUGGCCCUCAGCAACGGACGCGAGCUGGACGCGACGCACGUGAAUUCGCAGGCGCGCUACGUCAACCACACGUGCGGCGAGCCGAACUGCGGGUGGGAGGAGUGGGAGGGGGCCGACGGCAAGGUGCACGUCGCCGUGUUCACUGUCAUGCCCGUGAAGGCUGAUACGGAGCUGACCAUCAGGUACCACGAUUGCACCCAGGCUGGGAUGGAGGAGCCGAAGGCGCCGCCACAACAAUCAAAAAAGGGCGAAGCGUGUUUGUGCGGGAGCGACAACUGCUGCGGUCUGCUAUGGGGCCCUGAACUAGAGGGGCCCUGA